This is a messenger RNA of Didymodactylos carnosus, 888 nucleotides long. NCBI's taxonomy places the organism in Eukaryota, Metazoa, Rotifera, Eurotatoria, Philodinida, Philodinidae. The record is from the annotation of a GenBank genome assembly.
AUGCAUGGCACAAAAUCUGAAUAUACUCGUCAUGUGAAAAUUGAGAUGCUAAAUCGUCGUGAGUAUGAAUCUUUGUUAAACAGUGGCAAAGUGAAUCUGAUGGAUGAUAGUUAUGAAGUUAAUGAAUUUCUUCCUGCGCCAAAAGUUUUGAUCUGUGGCCGGUGUAACCGUCCAGGGCACACAAAGAAAUACUGUCAAAGUUCAGCCUUUGAUAUUUGUCGAAGGUGCGGUGGCGAUCGUACUAACAUUCAAGCACAUAAAAGUUGUAUUGUCAAAUGUCAUCACUGCGGUGGUGAACAUGAAGCAACAAGUUACAAAUGUCCUUUGAUAUCUGAUUUUCGCCGUGAAUUAAUUAAACAGCUGAAAAAUCAUCCUGAAAGACUCCCGCCUCAAGUUCAGUUGUUUAUUCCCUCGGAUUACAGAAAUAAAAAAGACGGAGCACGAACAAUUUUUAGUAGUAGACAAUAUGACAGUGGACCCUAUCAAAAAUCUGUUAAUCAAAAUUAUUAUGAUAGAAAUGAUUCUCAAGCUCGGCCGAGUGUAGCUCCAGCAAUAACCACAGAUACCACUUCAGCCUCCAUUCAGUCUGAAUUAAAUGAAAAAAUCAAGUCCCUGGCUAAAAGGUUAGAAGAUGUGGAAAAAAGUCACGCAGCUGAAAAAGAAAUAAUUAAUUUAAAGUACAAAAGUCAUAUUGCUGCAAUUAAUCAAGCAUGGCUUUUAAUGGAACAGGGAUAUGAAAUUCAGCGAAAGAUGAUUUCAAAAACAAAUGUAGCAGUUAGUGAAAUAAUGUUUGACACCGGUCUAUUAGUAACUGAAGAUAUUUAUACAACAGUAAAGAACAUUAAAACCGCUUUGGGCUCAACUGAAUUUGAUCAAACUAUUCAGUAG